Molecule: messenger RNA, 1491 nt
Organism: Phaeoacremonium minimum UCRPA7
Lineage: Eukaryota; Fungi; Ascomycota; Sordariomycetes; Togniniales; Togniniaceae
Product: putative aspartyl aminopeptidase protein
Exons: 2
Coding region: 1-1491 (496 amino acids)
Biological process (GO): proteolysis
Cellular component (GO): fungal-type vacuole
Molecular function (GO): zinc ion binding; metalloaminopeptidase activity
Source: RefSeq, a predicted model, not a curated record
AUGGCGCCGCCGAAGUCCGCUCACGAAUUUGUCGACUUCGUCAAUGCCUCGCCGACUCCGUAUCACGCCGUUGCCUCCGCCGUCGAGAGGCUCGAAGCAGCAGGCUUCAAGAACAUCAAGGAGCGCGACAGCUGGUCCUCUGCCCUCCGGCCCGGCGGCAAGUACUACCUGACCCGGAAUGGCUCGUCCAUUGUCGCUUUCGCGAUCGGCGCCAAGUGGAAGCCCGGCAACCCUAUCGCCAUGGUCGGCGCCCAUACCGACUCACCCUGUCUCCGCCUCAAGCCCGUGAGCAAGAAGACCAAUGCCGGAUUCCUGCAGGUUGGCGUUGAGACGUAUGGCGGUGGUAUUUGGCACAGUUGGUUUGAUAGAGAUCUCAGCAUUGCUGGUCGCGUGCUCGUCAAGGAUUCCAAGGGCGACUUUACACAAAAGCUUAUCAAAGUCGAUAAGCCGAUACUACGGAUCCCGACCCUCGCUAUCCACUUGGACCGGUCCCCUGAGUUCAAUCCGAACAAGGAGACCGAGCUCUUCCCCAUUGCUGGCCUGGUUGCCGCUGAGCUCAACCGGACCGGGAAGGAGGAAGCAGCCAAGGAUGAAGAUGCGGACUCCGAGGAUUUCAAGCCAUUGAAGGCCAUGGCCGAACGCCACCAUCCAUAUCUGCUAGACAUCAUCGCCGAACAUGUCGGUGUCGAGACGGAGCAUGUCGUCGACUUCGAGCUCGUUCUCUACGACACCCAGAAAUCUUGCCUCGGAGGCCUCAAUGACGAGUUCAUCUUCUCCGCCAGACUCGACAACCUGGGCAUGACCUACUGCAGCAUCAUGGGUCUCAUUGAGUCUGUCAAGUCAACCAAUCUGGAUGAUGAGACAUCCAUCAGACUAAUUACCUGCUUCGACCAUGAGGAGAUCGGCUCCACCUCCGCCCACGGCGCAAACUCCAACCUCCUACCGGCCGUCAUUCGCCGCUUGUGUGUCCUCCCAGCCGGCGGUUUCCCGGGACCAGAGGACGCUUCAUCCGACAAGUCUUAUGACCAUGCCGAUGCAGACGCCGAGGUUGCCACCGCCUACGAGCAGACUUGCUCAUCGUCUUUCCUCGUCUCGGCUGAUAUGGCCCAUUCCGUGAACCCCAACUACUCCGGCAAGUACGAGUCCAACCACCAGCCCGAGAUGAACAAGGGCACCGUGCUCAAAAUCAACGCCAACCAGCGCUAUGCCACAAACUCACCGGGCAUCGUCCUACUGCAGGAGACGGCCAAGCUCGCCGGCGUCCCUCUGCAGCUGUUCGUCGUUCGAAACGAUUCGCCAUGCGGUAGCACUAUCGGACCGAUGCUGUCCGCGAAGAUGGGUGUUCGCACGUUGGAUCUCGGAAACCCCCAGCUCAGCAUGCAUAGCAUUCGGGAGACUGGUGGUUCGUAUGACGUUGAACACGGCAUCAAACUCUUCAGCUCCUUCUUGUCUCACUACUCGGCGCUGGAGAGCAAGAUCUUGGUCGACUAA